Triticum aestivum (bread wheat) is the source of this 1879-nucleotide messenger RNA. RefSeq lists its product as uncharacterized. The transcript has a single exon. The record is from RefSeq and is a predicted model, not a curated record. The coding region runs from base 758 to 1489 and encodes 243 amino acids. NCBI's taxonomy places the organism in Eukaryota, Viridiplantae, Streptophyta, Magnoliopsida, Poales, Poaceae.
ACCUAAGCUGAUGAAUGCGCUGCAAUCCAAUCCACAGGUCCCUCUUUAUUUUAAGGUCCUUCUCACUCCCUCUCUCAGUAGAGGACAAUCUUGCUUUGUUUUUGGUGAAGCAAACAGCCGAGUCUCUCCCUCACACACGCACAUACUAGUACACACAACACAGUGAGGAGAGGAGAGGAGAGGAGAGGUGAGACCGUGAGAGUCCCACGAGAACCACUCCCAUUCCCCAUUCCAUGCCAUGUGAUGUGAAGGCGUGUGUCUCCUACCUCCUCCCUUGGACGCAGAGCCCCGUGCUUUCCUUUCCCCCCUGCCUCUCUCUGCCUUAUCAUCACCACACAUGCGAUUCAGUAAACAGAUUCACUGCACUGCACCAUUUGUUUUGCUGCCCCCUGCCUCUCCCUCCCCUUCAGUUCGAGUCUUCUUUCUCCUUCCCUCUUCUUUGAUUGCUUCCACUGUUGCUCAUCCUCUCCUUCUUCUUCUUCUCCUCUCCGUAUGUCCAUGUGUCUCCUGCCCUGAUUGACUCCUUGCCUCCGACUCCCCACUCACUCUUCUUGGUGGCAGAGCUUCUUCUUUCUGUUACGUGUCAGCUUCUUCCGUUCAUCGGUCCGAGCUUUCUAGAUUCAACAUCGCUUCUGCUCGUCUGAGUGGGAGGAGUAUCGAUGCUUUGCUUGGCCUCCCACCAAUGGUGAAUCCGAGUUAGUUUGCCGACUUGCCGUGGAAGAAAGGAAGAGAAACCGCCGGCGAGGGGCAGAAAAAGAUGCGGGGUUUGAGUAGGCUUGGCGUCGGGCUCACGGUGGUGUCCGCGGUCCUCCUCCUCGCGCUCGCCGCGGAGCUCUACUACCUCCUCGUGCACAAGCGCCGCCAGCGACGACGCGCCGCCGCCGUCUCCGACGCGGCCUCCUCGCCCUCCUCCUCCUCCCGCGAGCUGCUCCAGCUCUUCUGCUUCAAGAAGCCGCCCGCACUCGCCUCCACCUACGCGCAGGAGCCGACCGAAGCCGUGGCCGAGGUCGUCGUCGUCGACGACGACGACGAGACGGUGGAGGCGCAGCUGAUGCGGCUCGGCAGCCUCGUCGGCCCGCCGCGGCUGCUCUUCACCAUCAAGGAGGAGACCAAGGAGGACCUCGAGUCCGAGGGCGGCCGGAGCAGGUGCGGGAGGAGCCGGAGCCUCGGCGACCUGCUGCAUUGCUCCGAGACGCCGUACCUCACGCCCGCCUCCUCGCCCCUCCCGCCGGCCAUGGAGAAAUCGUACAACCCCCUGUUCGAGUCGCCGGCGGCGAGCCCAGCCGCGGUGGCGGCGUCGCCGCCGCCCAAGCUCCAGUUCCUCAAGGACGCGGAGGAGAAGCUGUACCGGCGGGCACUGGCCGAGGAGGCGAAGAGGGCGCGGGGGUCGCCGGCGGCCGGCGAGGAGGACUGCGGCGGGUACAUCACCAUCGUGGUGGGGAAGAACACCCGAGUCAUCCCCUUGCCCUCGCCUCCCGGCAGCGCUUGAAAAAAAGGUGGCUUUUGUUAACUCGUCUGAUGCUGAUGCAGAUGCAGAGUCAGUCAGUGUUCCGUUCUAGCGUAGCCUCUGUGCUGUCAUCUUUUUUUGAUCAUUCCAAUUGGAUGAUUGGAUGUACAUAACAUGAACAUGGCGAGGAACUGAGAACUUGGGAUCAAUAUUUUCUUUUACUAUCUGUAUCUGUAGUCUCUAGUCUCUAGUCUGUGACUUGUGACUUUAAGGUGCAAGUUAAUUACAGUACUGUAAUUUUGUUGUUGUAGGAGGCAAAACAUUGCACUCUUAUGUUAUGUAUGAUGAGCAUAAAUGGACCAUCAUCCCAGAUCAGAAUAUCAUUAAUCCUAAUAUUAAUAAACUGUGAGGACACAUGCUCUCUUCCUCUUU